GGAAGCAGCAGCAGCGGCUGAGGUGACAGUCGGACUUCCACAAAGAAAGAAGGCUGCCGUGCUCAUUUCGUUGCACUUUGUGGACGUGGGAGCUGGGCCGCUCUUGACCUUCCCGCUUCUCACUCAGGGAAAACUGCGGCACUUUGUUAUAUUCAGAGAGGCUGAGGCAAACGCUCUCUGAGGACACCUGCUGUCUGGACCAUGAGGCUCUCCUCUCAGCCGCCCUCCUUUGGGCUGAUAACCUGCUCUUUGGUCUUGAUAUUGCCGCUGUUUGGCUCCUGUCAUCCAGCGCAGCUUUCCGGAAACCCCAGCCUGGUGUUCAUGGAGCAGCUGAGCCACUCAAGUGUCAGAUUCAACUGGAGAAAUGUCACCUGCUACGUCUGCAAAGCUGUCUUCACCAUUGUUGAUGUUGCCCUUCUGAGUGAUGCAAAUGAAGAGCGAGUGGCACAAGCAGUAGGUGAGGCGUGUAUCCGUCUCCAUCUGGCUGAUGAGCAAGUCUGUCGGGAUAUAAUUGAGCUGUUCAGGGAUGACUUCAUAAGGGCCCUGCAGGAGUCAUUUCUGUGGCCCACUGAAGCGUGUGCUAUACUGGUGGGCCCUUCCUGUGGCAAAUUUGAUGUGUAUGCACCUUGGAACAUCACUUUGCCAAAUGUUCCUAAGCCCCCCGUUAAACCACCCUCUCCUCCCAAACCGGGUUCUCCACAGAGCAGAGUACUGUUUCUCACAGACGUCCACUGGGACAGGGAAUAUGACGUCGGCAGUGCUGCAGACUGCAAGGAACCUCUGUGUUGUCGUAACAAUUCAGGCUCUCCAAACUUGAGCAGGAGGAAGGCUGGGCACUGGGGAACUUAUGGAAAGUGUGACCUGCCUCUUUGGACAGUGGAGAACCUUCUGGAAAAUGCUGCCAAAGCUGGGCCAUGGGACUGGGUUUACUGGACUGGAGACAUACCAGCACACAAUGUGUGGUCACAGACCAGGGAGCAGCAGUUGUCAGAGCUUACUGUCAUCUCCAGACUCAUCCACAAACACCUGGGACCUAAUGUGAUGGUUUACCCUGCUGUAGGAAACCACGAGAGCACACCAGUAAACAGCUUCCCUCCACCCUAUAUUCAUGGCAACAGAUCCUCUUCCUGGCUAUAUGACCAAAUGGCAGAGGAAUGGGCCCCGUGGUUGCCAGAUCAGGCAUUGAAGACUUUAAGAUAUGGAGGAUUCUACACAGUGCAGAUUCAGCCUGGUCUGAGGCUGGUUUCUCUCAAUAUGAACUUUUGUGCACGAGAAAACUUUUGGCUGAUGGUGAACUCCACCGAUCCCGGGGAUCAGCUGCAGUGGCUCAUACACAUUCUCCAGGCCAGCGAGGACAAGGGAGAAAAAGUACAUAUCAUUGGUCACAUCCCACCUGGCCUUUGUCUUAGCAGCUGGAGCUGGAACUAUUAUCACAUUGUCAACAGGUAUGAAAGUACAAUCACUGGACAGUUUUUUGGCCAUACGCACCUGGAUGAGUUCCAGAUGUUUUAUGAUGAGGAAACCAUGACCCACCCAUUGGGGGUAGUGUUUAUUGCUCCCAGUGUCACUACCUUUGUUGGCCUUAAUCCAGGAUACCGUGUCUACUAUGUUGAUGGGAACUACCAAGGAAGCUCUCGGUUGGUACUCGACCAUGAAACCUACAUCAUGAACCUUACAGAGGCAAACCACAGUCCAUGGGCACCACAUAGUCCACAAAAGGAUCCUAAAUGGACACUACUGUACCGUGCCACUGAAGCUUAUGGUCUGUCUACUCUGUUCCCCUCCGAUUUUAAUCGGCUGAUUGGGACCUUUAUCAAUGAUGAUCCUGUCUUCCAGAAGUUCUGGUAUUUGAGGUAUAAAGGACACGUCUCAAAGCCUUGCAAAGAGGUCUGCAAGACCGGUAUACUGUGCUACCUGCGAAGUGGGCGUUAUGAUGACCUGAAGCAGUGCGACUACCUUAAUGGUUUUAAAGGAAGCUUAGCCAGAGCUGCCACAAAAACUCUCUGUUGAUCUGAUGGAGUUUAGCCUGGAAAAGGCAGGGUGAGGGGGGAAAAAGCAAUAUGACUAAAUAUGAUACUGAGCCAAAAACAAAUCAUCCUCUGUUGCAGAUGGACAAUGAUUGUUUUUUUUGUUUUUAUAGGUUUGGUUUCAUAAAGUCACUUGACCUAUUAUUCAUGUUCACAUGGAUGUGGAACUUAGAAACCCAACUUGAGUAUUUGCUGUGCCUCAUCACUAAUAAUGUGUUUUAAAUCACUUAGAUGAAUGUGGGACGGUUGACUUUUUUUCUUUAAUGUCAGUUGUGAAAAGGGUGGUUAAAAUUGUUCUGAAGCGCACACAGUGUUAGGCAUUACAAGGAUUCUUCAGUUCUCAUGAUUUAAGCAGUUCUUUUGAAGCCAGUGCCUUUUCUUUUUUUUCUUUUUUUUUGUUAAACAUGAACUUAUCGAUUCUUGCGAUAUAUCUUUUAAACCUCUGUCCCUCUGAAAUUUUAGUCAUCCAUUAAUUUUCUUCUUUUUAUAUAAAUUUGGGGUUGCAAAGUGGCUGGAGCCUUUCCAGCGGUCGUGGGGCAAGAGGUGGAGCACACCCUCUAUAGGUUGCAAGCCUGUGGCUAACACAGACAGGCAGCCAUUCACACCCACAUUGACACAAGAACCGACACAUAUACAGUAACCUUGCAAACUCCACACAGAAAGACACCUGCUGGCAGACCUUAUUCUUGUGCCGCGAUGAAGCUAAUCUCAGUCCCACAGUGUGACUCAAAUGUUCUGGCACUUUAAUAUCUUUUUUUAAGUCCUUCGUCAGCACCAUUGUUUGGAUUUUAGGCCUGUGCUUUAUGUAAUCCACCUUAUGUGCAACAUUUUUUGCCUCAGCAAAAACAUCUUUUAGCCAACCAAAGAGCAGUAUUUUACAUUCCUAAUGUUUACUUCUGCCUGCACUUUGUUUUUAGCCACUUUCUUUAGCAGUGAAUAAAUCUGACAUGCUUGUUUGGCUCCUCAAAUCUGGGGAAUUAAUGGUGUAACAGGAAAGUGCUUGUAAUAUAAGCAGUAAUUUAAGCGAUUGUACAGAGUGUGAAUAAAAUUGCUUGCUCGUUACCUA
Molecule: messenger RNA, 3093 nt
Organism: Maylandia zebra (zebra mbuna)
Lineage: Eukaryota; Metazoa; Chordata; Actinopteri; Cichliformes; Cichlidae
Gene: smpd1
Product: sphingomyelin phosphodiesterase 1
Biological process (GO): ceramide biosynthetic process; sphingomyelin catabolic process
Cellular component (GO): lysosome
Molecular function (GO): acid sphingomyelin phosphodiesterase activity
Source: RefSeq, a predicted model, not a curated record